Impatiens glandulifera is the source of this 625-nucleotide messenger RNA. RefSeq names its product remorin-like. Bases 11 to 553 code for a protein of 180 amino acids. The transcript is spliced from 5 exons. Lineage: Eukaryota; Viridiplantae; Streptophyta; Magnoliopsida; Ericales; Balsaminaceae. The record is from RefSeq and is a predicted model, not a curated record.
CAUUAUAGAGAUGAUGAAGACGAAGAAAGUUCACUUCAAACCUGAUUCUCCGAUUCAAAUUCCAUCUCCCGAUGGCGAAACCUCACUCGUUUCGAUCAACACCGGAGAGACGUCCAAAUCACAAAUUAUUACAUCUGAAAAGGUCUCAGAUGAUCUUCAAGAAUCGAGCGACUCCAUUGACAGAGAGGGAUUGCUGGAGAAAGUUGAAAUGGAGAAGAAACUAGCUUUGAUUCAAGCUUGGGAAGAAAAUGAAAAAUCCAAAGCAGAGGCCAAGGCAUACAAGAAACUAUCAGGAGUAGGUGCUUGGGAAGUUAGUAAAAGAGCUAUUUUGGAGGUCGAGUUAAGGGUAAUUGAGGAAAAGUAUGAGAAAAUGAAGGCGGAGAAAAUAAAGGAAAUGAACAACAAACAAAUUGAAGUUCAAAAAGCAGCGGAACAGAAGAGGGCUGCGAUCAUAGCCAAAAGAGGUGAAGACGUGGUCAUGGUGGAGGAAUCGGCCGCCAAGUUUCGAGCCUCAGGCUACGUUCCUAAGAGAUUGUUUAGUCGGUUUUGUUAGUUUUAUAUUCUUCGCAACUUUAAUUUAACAUAAUUCAUUGAUAAUAAGUAUUUUUAUUCUGAUAAUGAUAAC